CAGUAAGACAUCUCCAUAAACUCUCUGGUUCUUUCUCGAGUUUAUACCAUGAAUUCACUGUUUCUGAACCUUGUAAACUUGUAGCAUAAUCUGUGUCUCUUUCUUUAAUUUGUACAAUGCUUGUCUUUCUUUGCUACAUAAUAUCAUUUGUAAAUUGCUGAAUCGGGAAAUUAUAGAGAAAACUUGAAUUGUGAUCACAUACAAAGAAGAAGAAAAAGAAGACCCAUGAGUAGUUUAAGCAAAAAAGUGGUGAUUUGAGGAGAAAACUUGACUCAGAGGGGAGAAGAAGACGACGACCCACAAGUAGUUUACGAAACCAUGGGUGGUACCCUUUAAAACUCAUAGGUUUCAUUUCAAUAUCAAUAUAUGGCUACACCCACCAUGUUCUCAUCCCUGAGGAGGAGAAUAUCACCUUCUUUGGAAGCUUUCUUGGCUCCCAGUCAAGUCAAUGAGUCCACGAUUCUCCAGACACUAACAAUCUGCUCCAAAGAACUUGUUUUGUCUUUCUCCGAUACAUUUGUUCCUUGUCAUCGGAAAAAUUUCCAAUCCUUAAUCCGGAAGAUUGAUAUCUUUGUUUCGCUCUUUGAGCAUUUCAAUGAUUUGGGGUCUGGCUGUUUUUUCUUCACUGCAAUUCUAUGCUUUAAGGAGAUGUAUGUUAUGUUGUCUCGAACAAAGAUGUUAUUGGAUUAUUGCUCGCAAUCGAGCAGGUUAUGGCUUUUACUUCAGAAUUCAACAAUUUCCACUCAUUUUCUUGACCUGAACAAGGAUAUUUUGACGUUUUUAGAUGUAUUUCCUUGCGAAGAAAUAGAGUUGUGUCAGGAUGUUAAGGAAUUAAUGGAGCUUUUGAAGAAGCAAUUGAAAAGAGAGAAAUUGUUCAUUGAUCAGCAUGAUGAGGCAAUGAGGGUUCAGUUGUAUAAUUUUCUCCAUGAAUUUGAGGUAGGAGGGAUACCGGAUAAAGCAGAGCUUCAAAUGUUUUUUGUGGAAGGAUUGGGGAUUCGGGAUGAGAAGAGUUGUAGAAGUGAGAUUGAGUUUCUUGAGGAGUUGAUUUAUAAUCAUGAGAAUGAUGUCGAACCCACUUCAUCAGUGAUUAAGGGUGCUGUUGCGCUCACCCGAUAUUGUAGUUUCUUGAUUUUUGGGUUUGGUGGAGAUGACGACACAAUGUGUUUGGAAAAUUGUAAGAAAGAAAGGAAGGGUGUGGCUUCUCAAGAGACCAUGGAGACAUUAGGAACAGUUCCAAAGGACUUUUGUUGCCCAAUUUCAUUGGAUUUGAUGCAAGACCCUGUGAUUGUAUCCACUGGGCACACCUAUGAUCGAUAUUCAAUAACUCAGUGGAUGGAAGAAGGUAACUAUAGCUGCCCGCAAACUGGGCAGAUGCUUGCCCACACCCGCAUUGUCCCAAAUAUAGCUCUUCGAAGAUUAAUUUCUGAGUGGUGCAUCGCUCAUGGAAUAUCCUUUGACCCAAUAGAAACUGGAGAUCAAAGCACGGGGACUAUUUCAGUGGCUCUGCCUACCAGGGCUGUGAUUGAAGUUAAUAGAGCCACUGCUAAGAUUCUAGUGGAGCAGCUAUCUUGUGGGUCAGAUGGUGCAAAGAUCAUUGCUGCACAUGAGCUGCGGUUGCUAGCAAAAACUAGAAGAGAGAGCCGUGUUUGUAUUGCACAAGCAGGGGCAAUCCCACUCCUUCAAAGGCUACUGUCAUCUCCUAAUCCAGCUGCACAAGAGAAUGCUGUGACAGCAAUACUGAAUUUAUCCCUUUAUGAAGAUAAUAAAAGCCUUAUUGUGGAGGAACCAGGGUGUUUGUCUUUGAUUGUUGAAGUACUUAGAUUUGGGCACACAGAAGAGUCAAGGGAAAACGCUGCGGCAACACUGUUUAGCCUUUCUGUAGUUCAUGACUACAAGAAGAGAAUUACAGAUGAAAAUGGGGCUAUCUCAGCACUGGCAGAGUUACUGAAGGAGGGAACUCAGAGAGGGAAGAAGGAUGCUGUAACUGCACUCUUUAAUUUGUCCACCCAUAUGGAUAAUUGCAGCAGAAUGAUAGAGGCAGGGGCUAUUACGGCUCUGGUGGAUGCAAUGGAGACAGAAGGGGUAGCAGAGGAGGCAUUGGGUGUGUUAGGCAUGCUGGUCCGACAGCCAAUAGGAGCCCAAGCAGUCAACAAGGAGGAAAGGGCAGUGCCAAGAUUGAUCAAAAUGAUGAGGCAUGGGACCUCAAGGGGGAAGGAGAAUGCUGUGUCAGCAAUACUUGAGUUGUGUCGAAAUGGUGGACCAUCUAUAAUCCAGAAAGUUGCUAAGGUGCCUGCGUUUUCCAGCUUGCUCCACAUUCUGCUGUACACAGGCACGAAGAGGGCAAGGAGGAAGGCAGCAUCACUUGCUAGAGUUUGCCAGAAGUAUGAGGCAGUUGCCUUGCCUUAUGGGUUGUGGGGAGUAGGAUAUACAUUCAGCAGUAACUCAUCAGCAAAUCUGGGCUCAAGUUUCACUAGUGAUGUUUCAGUGUCAAUGUCCAUAUCUGUGCCCGUUCUAUGGGGGUAACUGCCUCCACUAUUAUCUGUCUUUUUUUUUUCCUUUUUGUUGGCCAUGCUCUCAUCUUCCUUCUCUGAUAUGCUGAGAUAAUAUUCAUAAGAAACAAAAAAGGGAAAAGAAAAGAAAAAAAUAAUAACAAUACAAAGUAAGCAAUACAAGUGUCUGCUUGUUAGACAAGUAUAGUGCUUGUUUACUUUUAAGUUGUUUGCUCCUCUUUACCAUGAGUGGCUGUCUGGCAAAUGGUUUCUGUUUCAAAUAUUCCAUUGUAUAAUCUGAUACAGUGGUCAGCUUUGUUUAUAUAUGCAUAAGAGUUGUUUAUUAA
Vitis vinifera (wine grape) is the source of this 2836-nucleotide messenger RNA. RefSeq names its product U-box domain-containing protein 17. Gene Ontology annotation, molecular function: protein binding; ubiquitin-protein transferase activity. The record is from RefSeq and is a predicted model, not a curated record. Bases 367 to 2523 code for a protein of 718 amino acids. Lineage: Eukaryota; Viridiplantae; Streptophyta; Magnoliopsida; Vitales; Vitaceae. Gene Ontology annotation, cellular component: nucleus; cytoplasm. The transcript has a single exon. Gene Ontology annotation, biological process: protein ubiquitination.